Lucilia sericata (common green bottle fly) is the source of this 5009-nucleotide messenger RNA. RefSeq names its product alpha-tubulin N-acetyltransferase 1. The record is from RefSeq and is a predicted model, not a curated record. Gene Ontology annotation, cellular component: microtubule. Gene Ontology annotation, molecular function: tubulin N-acetyltransferase activity. Lineage: Eukaryota; Metazoa; Arthropoda; Insecta; Diptera; Calliphoridae. The transcript has 9 exons. The coding region runs from base 721 to 2157 and encodes 478 amino acids. Gene Ontology annotation, biological process: alpha-tubulin acetylation.
GAGCCCCUUCAAGAAAAAAAGCCCGUUGUAGUAGUAGUUUUUAUUGGCCAAACUGUAAUACAAUUUGGAUGUUUUAAUAUAGCAAAUGCGCACGAGUACGCUCAAUAUACAAUUCAGUUGUUACGUGCUAACCAAACGUUCCGGGUGUUGUCACAAUUUUAAGCUCCGCUAUAAAUAAUAAAAAUAUAUUGUAUAUCUAAAUAUAAAAGAAGAAACAAAUUAAACAUUAAACAAAAAUCUCAAAGCUCGAAACAUUUGCUGUUAAAGUUAACAGUAAUAGAACAAUAAUUGUAACAGACAUUUUGGCUUCUUUAACAUACGCUUAAGUGGAAAAAAGAAACGUUAAUUUGUUUUUGAAAUUAAAGCAGUUUAUAUUUAAAAAAGGGUUAGCUUUUUAGACGAAUUACCACCACCGUAUUUUACUUGAACGUACAAGCACUUUGCUCAAAUACUCGAGCUAUCUAAUACUUGAUCAUUGCCCUCCCGUUGCUUAGCUUUCACACAGAUGGGAUGGCCUCUGUUGAGUCAGCACCUAGAUACGUAUUCGGCAGUCCGAAACACGAAUCCAUCAAAUAAGCCGAUGACUUUGUUCUUACUCACAGAGAACACACUGUGGUUAAUCUGGUAUGAAUAGAGUUUUCCAUGAACUUACCUGGAAAAGGAAUAAAAAUCAAUGGUAUAAAAAUCAAGCUUGUACAGCAAAUACGUACUUAAGACACCAUGGUGGAAUUUCGUUUUGAUCUAAGUCCUCUCUUUACCCAACCGAUUGUAAAGGUUACCUCGAAUCUAUUGCCGCAUACAUUUCGUGGAGAUCGUCGUCAAUGUUUAGAUGCUACAUCAAAAAUGUCGGAGAUAAUUGAUCAUUUGGGUCAGUUAUCGGCUAGUGCCCAAAAACUUAGUAAACCGGUAACGACGGCUCAGCGUUUAAGAAUGUCGGAGAAUCAAACGAUUUAUCUGAUGGCCGAUGUAAAUGCGGGUAAAAAUGGCUGUGUCAUAGGUCUACUUAAGGUGGGCACCAAAGAUUUAUAUUUGUUCGAUGAAACAGGACAAACACGUAAAGUAGAAAAUGCUCCAUCUAUUUUGGAUUUCUAUAUACACGAAUCACGUCAAAGAGCUGGUUUGGGUAAAGAUCUCUUCGAAACCAUGUUGGCUGAUGAAAAUUGGACACCUGUCAAAUGUUCAGUGGAUAGACCGUCAGAGAAACUCUUGGGUUUUUUAAAGAAACAUUAUGGCUUAGUACGUACCAUACCGCAGUCUAAUAAUUUUGUACUCUAUGAGGGUUUCUUUGAUGAUGGCAAUAAACAACAGCAGCAACAACAACAACAUACAAACGGUGGCAUGCAUAUCACAAAUAGUCCUAACACACAACUUUUUGGUGCUACAUAUUUGGGUGAUGAGAAUAACAAAAAACGUUCACAACAACGUCAAUUAGAUGCUCCUAAUCUAAGUACACAGAUAACACAGAUAUCACCGGUGGGUCGUUAUGGUGCCAGAAGACCAACCUGCAGUAUGGCCGAGAUAAUUCACAGUGGUACGACAGCAAAUAAUAGCGGUGCUGAACCGGGAAGUAAACAAUCACCUUCAGUUGAAAUUGUUAAUGACAAUUUACACAAUUUGAAUAUAAACGAUCAUGAACAAACUGAACAUGAAGCCGAACAGCCACAAUCACAUGAUGAAGUCGAUGAAGAUUUACAAACCCAGGCAGGUCAAGAACAGCCAAUAGCUUCUGCUACAGAUGCCAACGCUGAACUUGAAAUAAGUAUUAAUGAGCAUGCUGCCAACGAACAUGAACCGUCAACACAGUCCCAACAAAAUUCACUAGUCAACACACCCUCCCAACCAUCGAAAAGUACAUCAUCCGUUUUUGAAAUGGAAAAUCGUAAGACAGCACCCACUUUCCAUUUAAGCAAACAGCAUACAGGCAUGAAGAAUCGUUCGUAUGGUGUGGGUAUGGCUGUAACACCUUCGACAAAAAUGGAAUUUGAUCAAGAGUUAAGAGAAGAUUUUGGUGUGGUUAAAAUCAAUCGACCCAUUGGCAAACAACCAUUAUCACCAAAUGCCAAUGAGGAAACAAUGUCCACGGUUUCUUCGUCAGGGGAGGGUUUAACCGAUCAGGGUUAUUAUGAUUUAAAGUUUUAUCACAAUAAAUUGUGGUAAAUUAUUUAUACAUACAUAUAAUCAAAAUGAAAAGUAAACAUUAACAUAUAUACAAAUACAUAUUGUUUAAGAUACAUAACGGUAAAUUUUAGUAUUUAAGAAAACUUCUCAUUGAGCAACAAAAUUUUUAUAUCAGAAAAUUGGUUAAAAGUAAUUAUGAACAUUUAUUUUAAUUAUUAGUAAGGAAGGAAAUAUCUACAAACAGCUACACUUUACAAUAGCAGUAACGUAAAAGCGUUAAAAGACAAUUUCAAUUUUCAACAGUGGUUUGUGUUUUUGAAAUAUUUAAUAUCACCAUGAUCUAAAUCAUAAAUAUUUAUAUAGAACGAUUUUCAAUUAAUUCCCAAUUACUCAAACCAAAUACAUAUUUGCAGUGCACACAUCGUUUUUAUUCGAAAACAAAAGUUUUAAAAAUACAUUUCCAAUCUAAAUUCCAUGGAAUAAUUCGAUUUCAAGUCCAUAACGAACGUUUAAAAGGACUAUUAUUUAAUAAGCGAGCAAUUUUAUAGAGACCUGUCAUAUAUUCCGAUCGGAAUUCUUUUGUUACUGUUUUAACAUCUCCAAAUUUCUUAUGAUAGUUUUUCUCUCAUACAUAUCUCUUAUUUCUAUUUCCUGAUUAUAGUUCCGAUAGAUUAUGUUUUAACCUUCCUUAUAUGGUCAGACUUUUAUUUCCCGAGAGAAAGAUCAGGUAAUUCAAACAAAUUUAAGUAGGAACGAGUGAAUUAGGUCCGAAGUACUGUUUAAGGGGUGUGCAGUCUUUACUGAUGGAUUCCAAGAUGGAAUUUCGCACAGGGCCCAUUUACCAGCAAUAUAAAUGUGUCACAAAUGUAGCGUCUUUCAACGGAGAUCUUGGCAAUCUGGAAAACCAUGGAUAUUAAGACACACAUUACUAGGGGUCGUAAGUAACGAUUUAUGUUGAUAGACAGGUAGCUCUUAAAGCUUUGCUGUAUAAAACGUUACAUUUUAGCUUGGUAACUAGCUGCAAAAGGGACCUGGAAGGCAUAGUCCGAUUAUAAACAGUAAGGCUAUAUAGGGUACCGGGACAGGGUAACAAGAUCGCCGAUGAAUUGGCCAGACAGGACUUGGAGCUUGAUAGUAGGGUUGGUUCUGUAAAACCCCCCGAUUUAUUAUUACUAUAGACUAAUCUCCGAAAAAUUCAAAAACUCCAUCAACCGAUCCUAGCACAUUGGCAUGGAUUAUAGAGAUUCUAGGGCUUUAUGGCCGAAGAUAAAUACAAAAGCAACCAGGGUACUAUUAGAACUGGAUAGGAAGAGUAAAAGGACUUUAGGACCGGGUAAUCACCGGCCAAUUGUAACCUGCGCAAUUGUAAAAGGAAUUCUCACUCUUCUCAUCUCUCUCUUUUUCUUCUAUUUAUAUUUCCUUGUUCUUUAUUAAAGGGAAUCACAAUUGACCUUUGGGACAAUUGCAUUCUACGCUCUUUUAGAGAGAGGCAGUUACAUAAAUAUUACUUGGAUAUCCCAAAUCAAACAUCCUUUCCGUGAAAGACAAUGGUAGAUAAUAGAUAUUUUGAAAGUGGUGAAUAUGAUUAUCUUUUUUAAAAAAACAAGUUCGUUUGCACAUUCCUUGGCAAUUUCAUUUCCCCGAAUGCCAUUGUUUCCUGGAACCCAAGUUCGACAGUGUCGUCUAUGUUGGGAAUAAAUUGAGAAUAAAUUUCAACUCAAUUACUUUCAACUGAAAGCAUUGUGGAAUGCUAGAUGUUGUUUCCGGGUGUUUCUUGUGGCGUAAAUUUCAGCCUGAAAACAGUUGAGUCAUACGGAAAUCAAUUCCACUUUAAAAACUGAAAGUGGUUUCUGAAAAAUUUUUACGUAUUUCAUCAUUAGAAGAAGCACAAUACGGAAAUAUGUAAUUCCACUUUUGAUCGGAAUGGUAGUCUGAAUACAUACUGCAAGAAAUGUAUAACAUAACGUUUUCUUUCAGUUACUUGUUUUUACAACGGGGUCUUUGUUUCUCAACUCGUAAAUUGUUUUGCAUUUUGGGUUUCUAUGUAAUAGAAAAUAACACUCACAUACAUACACACAAAAAACAAAACUUCAAAACAUAUCGCAUGCUUAAAGGACAUUAUUUAUUAAAUAACUAAAAUGAAAUAUAACCCACACAAAACAAAGUUUAGCUAUUGAAAGCAUCGCUCCCACACCUACAUGAAAUUCCUUUAUUGUGAACAACACCUAAAAAGUUCAUUUUUUAGUUUCUUAAUUAUAUUUUCCAUUACAAUACAAUUGUCUAUGAAUUUAUUUCAUUAUUUGCUUAACACUUCACUAUUAUUUCUUUAUUUGUUAUUUAUCGGUUAAAUUUGUUCCUUAUUUCUGCAGAAAACAAAACGCACAUUGUUAUAUAAAAUCACACACAUGUUUAUAUAUAGAAUAACAUAUAAGAAAUCUAAAUUAACAUUUAUAUUCAUAUUUAGGGAAUUUACUCCAUUAUAUGGUUUAAAAGAAAGCACUUGAUAUUUCAAAUUUGCUAUAAUAUUUAUUGCUGCAAAUAAAUAAAUAUUUAUAGCAACAAUGUUAUAAUUUUGAACCUGGAACAAGGCGGUAUAUUGUGCAUUAAAAAUCCAACAUUUUUAUAGUUAAAUCGAAAAAAAAAAAUGGAGUAAAUUUCGUAAGCUUUAUGUAAACAAACAUCACAAUAGCAAAUACCUAUAGACUUUACAUCGAUACAUACUAACAUAAAACUCACGUAUGAGAAAAACUUCAUACUUCUUAACAAGUUUUAUUUGCAUUGUAACAUUUGCUUUAAAGCUUAACUAACAAUAGAACAAUUUUGUUUGCAAAAAAAAAAAGAAAUAUUAAAAUAAACUUAAUAAAAUAGUAAAAUUUUUAAACAAAUACUCA